UACCCGUUGCCUUGGUAACGGUACGCUUGUUGGUGUAUGCUAAUUCCUUCACGUCGUUUUAAGGCCAAAACCGAGCUGGCUAAUAAUACAUAUUUACUACAAUUCGCUUUAUUACAGCAGAACAAUUAUUCAGCUCUACAGAGGAACUCCUAAACCAACAGAACACACAGAAAAGCCUUGAUUAGUUUUCAGUAAGCCUUUAACACUAUCUGGUCAGAUGAGCAGCCUACAGUGUGUCGGGACCUCCUCAAAAGUCCCAGCAAAGGAUACAGAAGCUGUAAAACCAGGAGUCCUCAGCUCCAGAGAUGCACCAGUGAAUAAAUCGGUCCAGUCAAAGACACAGCGUCAGAAACCCAAACCGAGCACAUGGCCAGAUGGACAGCAGAUCAGAUCGUCAGCGAUCACCGAGAGGAGACGUGACAAUGGAAUCGUGGACCGGAUCACAGAGGCUCCAGAGCCGGUCUCAGAAACACCGAGUGCACAGCUGGAGAAGAGCUUUAAAAAGACAAAAGUCAAGCACGGACCAUCACGGAGCGAGACGCAUGUCGGUUUACAGGCUCCGUCGCCAGUAGACACGACCACGCACAGACAGGAAAAAUCGCCUAGACGCACUGCUCCUGCUGGUGCAGAAGAGAAGACCGUAAGUGCAGAGUGUGCGCAGAAGAUGCGUGAAGCUGUAGUCCAGGUGCCCCGAUACCUGGGAGUGCCAAAGCGUGGAACUGGCCGAAGCACAAGCGAGGCAGAGAGCCGAGGUGAAGAAGAGUGUGAAGAAGAGGAUGAGGACGCAGAUGAAUUUCGUGCUCCCAUUGAGCUGCUUGCAGAGUUCCUGAAGGCUGUGAUGGAAAGGAACUACACACUCUGCAAGAAACUCUGCCAGAUGAGUGAGUGCUACUGCAUGCAGUUUAUCACAUGUCAUGGUGAAGGAGGCGGGGCCGUUGUUCAUGUCAGUCAUGGUGAAGGAGGCGUGGCCUUUGUUCAUGUCAGUCAUGGUGAAGGAGGCGUGGCCUUUGUUCAUGUCAGUCAUGGUGAAGGAGGCGUGGCCUUUGUUCAUGUCAGUCAUGGUGAAGGAGGCGUGGCCUUUGUUCAUGUCAGUCACAGUGAAGGAGGCGUGGCAUCUGUGUUUGUCAGUCACAGUGAAGGAGGCGUGGCAUCUGUGUUUGUCAGUCACAGUGAAGGAGGUGUGGCAUCUGUGUUUGUCAGUCACACUGAAGGAGGCGUGGCCUUUAUUCAUGUCAGUCACAGUGAAGGAGGCAUGGCCUUUGUUCAUGUCAGUGGCUGGUCUCUGUGUUUAUCAGUCACAGUGAAGGAGGCUUGUCCUCUGUGUUUGCCAGUCACAAUGAAGGAGUUCUUAUUUAUGAACCAGAGAACCCCGAGGCCAAACACUUCCUUCCUCUAAUCGAAGAGAGACUACUGAUAGAAGAAGCACAGGAAGGCUCCACCAGUGAAGACAACACAUAUGAUGAUGAUGAUGACGAGGAUGAUGAUGAAAGCAGCAGUGGUAGUACUGAUGAUGAUGAUGAUGAUGAUGAUGAUACAGACACAAGUACUGAUUCAGA
Ictalurus furcatus (blue catfish) is the source of this 1556-nucleotide messenger RNA. It is a transcript of the gene erich2, whose product is annotated as glutamate-rich 2. Lineage: Eukaryota; Metazoa; Chordata; Actinopteri; Siluriformes; Ictaluridae. The record is from RefSeq and is a predicted model, not a curated record. The transcript is spliced from 12 exons. The coding region runs from base 218 to 1396 and encodes 392 amino acids.